AGCCGCAAAAUACAAAAAUCGCUGCAAGUGCAACAGUGAAGACAUUUCCCAUGUCUUAAGAUUCAAUUACACCAUUUUAGAGACCAAGCGAACAAGCGAAAAAUAUUAUACUCAAUUUUCAACUCAGUGAAGUGAAGUGCCGGACAUUUGUAUUUGUUGUUUUCGCCUCUUAAGGAACUCUUAAGAAAGGAUAAACUCAAUUUCACAUUGAUUGGAUAAUAAAUAAAGUUCAGAUUCAAUUUCAUUGACAUGCAUUCACAUUUAACCCUGCUACUAGUCCUGGCAAUAGCCACUGGCCUGGCCCAGGGAGCUGCCACAGGAGCUCCCUCAGCCACGGCUACCACUGCCCAGCCGAAAGGAUUCUCUGCACGUUCCCUGAAUGUGAAUGAUGCGGCUGGUGCGGACGAAGAGGACGACUUUGAGACGCAGGCCCAAACACAUCUGGCAUACAGGCAGCAACAGCGACCCCUCUACGAAUACAGCGAGGAGGAGCAGGAGGAGCCGGCGCGCCAGGUGUAUAUAAAUCGGAAACAGCAGCAGCAACAACAACAUCAACAAAACAACUACUUAAAAAGUCAAAGCCAACUCAAGAAACCACUGAGCGAGGAGAGCGAAGAGGAGGAGGAGGAAGAAGUGGAAGAGCCCGAUCGUCUGUCGACAUUGCUAAGCAAGUCAUCCUUUACCUGCAAUGACCGUAACUCUGGUUACUACGCCGAUGAGUCAUUAAGCUGUGAGGUCUUCCACUAUUGUCAGGAAAAUCAGAAGCAUUCGUGGAUCUGUCCAGAGGGAUUUACUUUCCAUCAAAUCCAUUUAAUCUGCAUGCCGCCAUCGCAUGACAACAUUUGCAAGCAAUCCUCCAAAUACCACAUUGUCAACGAUUACCUGUACAAGCCGAUCAAUCUUCAGGAGCACCAGAGCAAGCCCAAUGUAACCUUGCGCUACUCCGAACGCUAUUUCCCUGAGAACUACUACGAACACGAGCGUUACGAUGACGAGGAGGAGGAGGAUUUGCCCCCAGCCAGGCCAAGAGUGCAACAGCAACAACAGCACCGUCAAGUGGUGGCUUAUCAACAGCCGCAGCAUCAGGCCCAGUCUCAGUCGCAGGCGCAGCACGUGCCCCAAGUGCGCGUUCAGUAUCAACCUCAGCCACAACAACAGGUUGUCACCCAGAUCCGUCAUCAGUCACAGCCACAACCCCAGCCCACCACUUUGGCUUAUCGUAAACCUCUGCCCGCUACCACCAUCCAGCCACAGUUGCAAUUGCAUCACCAGCAGCUGCAUCAUGCCCAGAUCCAACCACAGCGGCCGCAGACAGUGGCGCCAACCGUAACGCCGACGCCAUAUCGCUUCUUCACAGCCGCCCCCCAAUUGCAGCAUCUGCAACAGCAACAUCAGCAGGUCUUCCGCACGCCCGAGGAAAUAAACAUUUCGCUGCAGCAACGCCGACCGCAGGUCUUUAUAGCCACAACGCCGCGUUACUAUGAGGAUGAGUAUCUUUAUGAGCGAAGGAAGUAAAUGAAGAGCAACCAGUCUUGUCGCCCCCCUUUUCUGUCCAUCGUCCACUUUUAGCUUUACUCCCCCUUUCCAUCACCCUGGGUGGAAUUAUAGCGCGAGUUUUGUGUACCUAUUUUGUAAUAUUUAAUAUCCUGCUAGAAGAAUCCUCCUUCUAACUGAAUUUGUUAAUAAAGAAAGCCACAUUAAGUUAACA
Drosophila willistoni is the source of this 1708-nucleotide messenger RNA. Its product is annotated as putative cyclin-dependent serine/threonine-protein kinase DDB_G0272797/DDB_G0274007. Gene Ontology annotation, cellular component: extracellular region. Lineage: Eukaryota; Metazoa; Arthropoda; Insecta; Diptera; Drosophilidae. The coding region runs from base 250 to 1515 and encodes 421 amino acids. The transcript is spliced from 3 exons. The record is from RefSeq and is a predicted model, not a curated record. Gene Ontology annotation, molecular function: chitin binding.